AAAAUCAUUCAGUUUGUAGACAACGUUUGCCGUGGCCAAAAAAGAACGGACAAACACUAUUUUAGUUGAAACAUCAUUUCCAACUGUAAACGGCAGCGCGAUUAUAGGCAACAAAAAAGGAGAAAAUAAGUACGCCUCUGUGUGUGUGUGUGUGCGUACGUCACAGACCGCGCGAGUGUGUGUGUGUGCUGUGGGAAAAAUCAGUAAAAUGUUUAUGCUAAUCAUGCGACGAAUGUGCGCCAAUUGCGUAAAAUCAUAAAGUGCAUUAAGUGAAACGAAAUUAUAUAAUUAAGGAGCGGCAGUAGAAAAUAAGCGAAAAGUAUUUUUUUGGCAAAUACAAAGAAAGGCAAAGGUUGCAGCUCCUCUUCCUUUUCUUCGCGUGUGUGUGUGCGUGUAGGUGUUGGCGAGUGUGGCCGUGUGUUGGUGUCUCGUGGCCAGCUGUCUGUGUGUGUGAGCGGCAGUGGGUGUCUGUAUAUGUGCACUGUGGGUGCAACAACGUGAACGCUUCAUCCCGGAAGUGAUUUGUAUAAGGCCGAAAGCCUCUGAAAUUUUACACCCAAACGGAAAUAGUUGCUAGUAUUUUGUGAUGAAGUCAUGUGGAAAUAGCAGCCACAACAGCAACAAGAGCAACAGGACCAGUACAAUUAUAGGCAAAAGUUAAUUAAAUGCUGCAUCAUUUGCAAACUGCAAAAAGGAAUUCUUAACAAUCGCAAUAAAACUUUUGUCGAACAAAAGUAAUUAAAGGACCCCACACCCAUACCUCACUUGACGCUAUGCGACACCCAAGUUGGUAGGAGUGGCAAGGAGGCAAGGAGGCGGGGCCAGGAGUCCAGGAGUACAUGGCCAGAAGCCAGCUGACGCUGCCAGCCGCAAACAGCUAACAGCUAACACCAAGGAGCCCCGCGGGGACCAAGGACGCAGGACGAAGACGAAGCGACGGCCAACAAAAUGCAGAAGGAGAACAAUGUCACGGCGGAGAAUUGCCAAUUUGUGGGGCCCUAUCGCCUGGAGAAAACCCUCGGCAAGGGUCAAACGGGUCUCGUCAAGUUGGGCGUGCAUUGUGUGAUUGGCAAGAAGGUUGCGAUUAAAAUAAUCAAUCGCGAGAAACUCAGCGAAUCGGUGCUAAUGAAGGUUGAACGGGAAAUCGCCAUAAUGAAACUAAUCGAUCAUCCGCACGUCCUUGGCCUGAGCGAUGUGUACGAGAACAAGAAGUAUUUGUAUUUGAUAUUGGAGCAUGUAUCCGGCGGUGAGCUCUUCGACUACCUGGUGAAGAAGGGUCGUCUGACGCCCAAGGAGGCGCGCAAGUUCUUCAGGCAAAUCAUCUCCGCCCUGGAUUUCUGUCACUCGCAUUCGAUUUGCCAUCGAGACUUGAAGCCGGAGAACCUGCUGCUGGACGAAAAGAAUAACAUUAAGAUAGCGGACUUCGGGAUGGCAUCUCUGCAGCCAGCUGGUAGCAUGUUGGAGACCUCGUGCGGCAGCCCACACUACGCGUGUCCGGAGGUCAUACGGGGUGAGAAGUACGAUGGCCGCAAAGCGGAUGUCUGGUCCUGUGGGGUCAUCCUGUACGCCCUGCUGGUGGGUGCGUUGCCCUUCGACGACGACAACUUGCGCCAGCUGUUGGAGAAAGUCAAGCGCGGCGUCUUUCACAUACCGCACUUCGUGCCGCCGGACUGCCAGAGUCUGCUGCGCGGCAUGAUUGAGGUGAAUCCGGACCGGCGUCUCACGCUGGCUGAAAUCAACCGCCAUCCGUGGGUCACAGCUGGCGGCAAGGGGGAGCUGGAGCUGGAGCUGCCGAUGAUGGAGGUGGUGCAGACACAUGUUAUUCCCACAGCCACUGCGGUGGAUCCGGAUGUGUUGAACGCCAUUUGCUCGCUGGGCUGUUUCAAGGAGAAAGAGAAGCUUAUCCAGGAGCUGCUCAGUUCAAGUCACAAUACGGAGAAGGUCAUAUACUUCCUGUUGCUGGAGCGCAAGCGAAGACGACCCGCGCUGGAGGAUGACGACGAGAUCGCCCAGAAGUCCCGCAGUGAACUCGAUGCAGUGGAUCCGCCGCGUAAACGCCUGGACACGUGUCGCAUUAAUGGUACCAAUGCUCCCAGCUAUGGACAGAUUUCGGAGGGUUCACCGCUGACGCCAAGACGACAAGCCUUUAACUUCCGCUCGUACAGCAGCACACGGAACCAUCAACGGCGCUCGCCCACAACCGUUUCCUCGUCGGUGCGGAGCUCCUCAUAUCACAGUCCCACGCGUUGCAACUCCCCGAUGAGUUCGGCCCAGCAGCAGGCGAAUGCCAUUUCUCGACCAUCUUCCCCAGCGGCGGGAACCAGGCAUUCGACAUACGGGGACCGUGAUCGUUCCGGACACCACUCCUCGGUGAGCCGGACACCCUCGCACAGUUCGCAGAAGAGCAUCGAGGGCGAUGUGGUGGUGGUGCGGGAGCCCAGGAUCGAACGAAGGGACUCACUGCGUCAGGAGCGCGGAGGAGGAUCGCCGAGGGAGCGAGGGGAUUGCGGCAUUCCGCCGGGCAGUCCGGGCGGCAAUUCAAGCGGAUCCACUUCCGCCUCACCGUCGGUGCACCACCGUGCCAACUCAGGUCCGACCAUUGCCAUUAGUAUGUUCCACGAUCCAGAUUCGAAUAGUGUUGUGAAUCCCAAUGGCUCUCCCAUGAUGAACAACAGCAGUCCGGGAAUGCCCGGCUCACCUUGCAACACACCUGGUGGCCAGUUAUGGAAGACGCGGCUUACGAACAUCAAGAACAGUUUCUUGGGAAGUCCGCGGUUCCAUCGCAGAAAAAUGCAGGUUUCGGCCGAUGAGGUGCACUUGACGCCCGAGUCCUCGCCGGAGCUCACAAAGCGUUCUUGGUUCGGUAAUCUCAUAACAACCGAGAAGGAUGAAACGUUCACUAUUUUGGUCAAGGGCAAGCCCAUUGCCACGGUCAAGGCGCAUUUGAUCCAUGCAUUUUUAUCCAUGGCUGAACUAUCUCAUAGUGUGGUCUCGCCCACCUCGUUUCGUGUAGAGUACAAACGGAAUGGCAAUGGACCCGUCAUGUUCCAGCGCCAUGUCAAGUUCCAGGUUGACAUCAGUGCCAUUUGCAAACAAGGUGACAUUGCAGAUAUGUUGUUUGCACUAACAUUUACGUUGCUAUCAGGUAACAUUCGGCGUUUUCGACGUAUUUGCGAGCACAUUCAGUCCCAGGUGUGCUCCAAGCGGUUCCCGGGUCCCAGUAGUCCGCCGACGGUGACCAGUGUAACCCAGGCAGUUUCGGAAAGCUCCUCCUGCGGAUCGGUGUCCAGUGAAAGACUAUCGUACAAGCGACAGGUGAUCGAAAACGAUAUGGAGAACGAUUCCAUAUUCUCGUACAAGUCGGGCAAUGGUCGUCGGGCGUCGACCACAAACAACAACAAUGCCAAUCCAGUUGACAUACCCGGAAGCCCCAUUGCAGUGCGAUCCAACUCGGAAACCGCUGAGCACGAACGCAACCGCGAGCUGCAGAGUGAGCGUCAGGCGACAACGAUGUCCGGUAGUGCAAUCGCAUGAGAAUUAUUUCUCUGAUUUAGUUACAUUUUUCUCAAGGACAUUUGUUUCGAUAUGGCACUAGUCAACACCAAACGCAACCAAAUAUUGUAUUCCAACUAGAGAACGAAUCAGCCACUCAAACAGUAUUUUUUCUAGAGCCAGAGAUCUUCAAACUAAGUAAACACACGAAAAAUCCGAAUAAUAUACCAAAGCAAUAAUAGUGGAAUUUUUAUGAAUUAGCAUAUAUAACGAAUCUGAACUUUUGAAAGCCGAUUGAAUGAACAGAACUUUGCUAGCUGCUCUAGCUUUUAUCGAAUUUCGUUUUCUAUUUAUUGUUGAUUUUUUGAGUGACUUUUUGAAUAUGUUCUUUUGAGGGACAUUGUUGCCGCCGCGCCUAAAAAGCUUGCAAGUAAAAACACCGUGUAAAAAUAUACAAAAAAAAUCAAUUUAGCUCUAGCCUAAGUCGAACCAGUUACUCUAGUCGAUUUCUUUACCUAGACUAGGCCUCGUAUUUAGCUACGCAAAUGAUUGCUACUCAAAAAAAUUCGCUGAUGAUUUGUAUAGAGUGUAUAAAGGAUAUUACGCAAAUGCACUGAUCUUUAAAUACUAACUUAAAUAAAAAAAAGUGAAAAAACUAAAGAAAUUUUGCAUUAACUUAGCGUUGCUGUUUUUCUAACAAACCAAAUCGAUAUAACUAUUUUGCUAGCCAAAAAAAAAAUAAAGAACCGAAGAAACGGGACGGAAAACGCAAACUAUUUUUCCUAAAUAACAAAAUAUUUACUAAAUAAAACGCGUCAACUUUCGAACUUGAGACAUGCAUAUAUGACGAUCAAAAGAGUGUUGUGUGGUAGAUAAAUUCAGCUGAUAUUGACAGUGCAUAGGAAAGAGGAAAAACCGGCAUGUAUAAUGUACAAAAGAUACCGAAUAACUAACAACGGCACAGCACAUGGCUACUAAAGCAUAUACAGCACAUUAAAGUAAAGACAUUAAAUACCAGAAACAAUAUAUUUUGCAUGGGCAUGAAAUAAAGCUUUCUUAACCAAUA
Molecule: messenger RNA, 4558 nt
Organism: Drosophila takahashii
Lineage: Eukaryota; Metazoa; Arthropoda; Insecta; Diptera; Drosophilidae
Gene: sff
Product: sugar-free frosting
Biological process (GO): protein phosphorylation; microtubule cytoskeleton organization; intracellular signal transduction
Cellular component (GO): cytoplasm
Molecular function (GO): tau-protein kinase activity; ATP binding; protein serine/threonine kinase activity
Source: RefSeq, a predicted model, not a curated record